AUGACGUUGCUGCGCAAGCAUGCCGAGAAAUUGCGAGUUUUACUGGCUUCUUACACUAAGCAAGUUGACAAGUACAUAGCUGCUUAUCCAACUCGGCCAGCGCCACCUUCCAUUGGGUAUUCCAAACUACUCAAGUUGGAUUCCGAUGACCCAUUCUGGAAUGAUGGGUUGUUUACUGAAGGUAAUGCACCAUGGGCAAUUGACCGGACAACUCAACUUGGCAUUCGGCACCUGACUUGCUUGAAACGUGGCAAUGAGGAGAUACAUUGUUUGGGAUGGGAAACUAGAAGGGUGAUGCGAUGGGCCAUCAAACACCACAAAAAACUCAAGUUAAUGAUCAGCUUGGUUCAGGAACUACUUUCAGGCGAUCCGGACGAUGCGGUUGAGCUCCCAGAAUCACUGCGCGCCAUUGUAGGUCAUGCUUACAUCAUAGCAAAUGACAGCAUGAUCAAUAGGCUCAAACGUGUUCGGGUACUCCUUCAUGGGGCGUAUAUCCAAAUUAUGGAUCUUCAAUUGGCCUGGGACCCCCUUAUCAGCAAGAUUUUGUCAAGUACAUUGCCUCAGAAUGAAGACAACAACAUCUAUUCAUCUUGGGAACACCAGAUCAAGCAUAUACAUCAGCUUCAUCUCUCAAAUUGCUUCUCCGGAAUCCCAGGCGACAUGAAUGAUGAAACUCUGACAAGCAAUUGGACUGAAAUGGAAGAAGAAAUGCUGACAGAACAACCCUCACCCAAUCCGCCAACACCCGCAGAGGAUGACCUAGAUCUAGAGGAGGAGGAUGGCCAACAGCCCUACCUGGAGGAAAUGGAGAACCAGUUAUUGGCUACCAUGCUUCAAGAUUUAAUUCAGCAGGAUGAGAGUUGA
Molecule: messenger RNA, 864 nt
Organism: Puccinia triticina
Lineage: Eukaryota; Fungi; Basidiomycota; Pucciniomycetes; Pucciniales; Pucciniaceae
Exons: 1
Coding region: 1-864 (287 amino acids)
Source: RefSeq, a predicted model, not a curated record